CCUCCAGCUGCAAAUUCGCACACAACAUGACCGUCGCCGGCGGCGGCUACGGCCAGAACCUCGCGGCCUACGGCUCCUCCGGCCCGGUCUCGACCUUCUCCCCGGCGCUCAUGCUCGCCAAAUCCAUCUCGACCCAGUGGUACUACGGCGAGGUCAACAACUUCCUGCCGUCGUAUUACGGCCUGCCGACCCCGGACCUGGCGAAGUUCGCGGGCUAUGGGCACUUCACGCAGGUCGUGUGGAGCGGCAGCGCGACGGUGGGGUGUGCGAGCCGGUUCUGUGCGGCGGGGACGGUUUUCGCUGGGGUCGAGAGUUGGUUUACGGUGUGUAAUUAUGUUGCUCCUGGUACGCUUCCCCCCCUUCCUCCCUCCCCUGUCCUGUGUGUGUCUUGUGGGGGUGAAACCUUUGGAGAAGUGGGGGUUUGGCUGAUGGUUGGAUGCGGGGGGUUAGGGAAUUACAUUGGGUCGUUUGGGAAGAAUGUGUUUCCUCCUCUCGGACUGCCUGCUAUCGGUCCCGUCUAGGUUUUAGGUUUCGCGGACCCCGGGUUCGGGGUUCUGAGUGCGUUCCUGGCGCGGAAUUUGGGUUUGUGGUGAUCCGUGAGCACCUCCUGUUUAUGGGAGAUGAUGGAUCGGUCCUCCGCUUGUUCCACUUAUAGGCGUGUCCCCUUCUCUGCUGUAUAUACGAGCAUCUUGUUCUACAUCCACCUCCUCACUAGAUGUGUUUGUUUCCUGUGCAGGAUCGUGGGGGAAUGACGCACUUUUAUUGUGUCUGAGACACAAGAGAAGAUGACUCGCUGAGCCUCUGAAAUAAUCGAAAAGGGGGCAGAAACUUCCGGGUAUCCUGAAAUCAUUGCAAGACCACUUGGCCAAAACGCUGCAUUUAAGCCAGAGCUAGCUCUCUCCGAAAUACUCAGGGUUCCUUGGUGCAAUAAAACGCAUACAUCCUGAGUUCUCCGGGACAGGAGGUGCUGCGA
Hyaloscypha bicolor E is the source of this 973-nucleotide messenger RNA. RefSeq lists its product as uncharacterized. The record is from RefSeq and is a predicted model, not a curated record. Lineage: Eukaryota; Fungi; Ascomycota; Leotiomycetes; Helotiales; Hyaloscyphaceae. Gene Ontology annotation, cellular component: extracellular region. The transcript has 2 exons. Bases 27 to 521 code for a protein of 164 amino acids.